This is a messenger RNA of Podarcis muralis (Common wall lizard), 2577 nucleotides long. The record is from RefSeq and is a predicted model, not a curated record. NCBI's taxonomy places the organism in Eukaryota, Metazoa, Chordata, Lepidosauria, Squamata, Lacertidae.
AUGUGCAAGAUUCGUAACACUAAGUGCAGCAUCUGCAGUCCCUUUCCUUUUCUUCACAAGUAUUACCAACCAGGAGACUUCAUCAUUGCUAGUAUUAUGUCUCAGAUCUCCAUAUUUUUCAACGCAAUAGACUUUGAUAAAUGUCCUUCUAAUGACCUCUUUGACGACAUUGUGGUUAUGACACAGCUCUACCAACAUAUCCUGGCAUUAGUAUUUGCUGUAAAGGAGAUCAAUGCAAACCUCCAAAUCUUACCCAACCUCACCCUGGGCUUCCACAUCUAUAACAGCCAUUUUAGUGCAAGCUGGACCUACCGUUCCUCCUUGGAACUCCUCUCUACAUACAGCAGAUUCAUCCCCAACUACAAGUGUGACUCACAGAAUGAACUAGCAACAGUCAUUGGAGAUCCGAACUCUGAGGUUUGUCUUCAUAUGGCAAGUAUACUGAAUAACUACAAGAUUCCACAGCUCAUCUAUGGUCCUGCUCCAAUGAGAAAUAAUGAAAAUGAAGUUGCCUUCCUUAACCAAAUGUUUCCAAGUAUAGACCAUCAAUAUGAAGGGAUUCUCAUGUUACUGCUACACUUCGGAUGGCUAUGGACUGGUGUGUUGAUUGCGGAUAAUGAGAAUGGAGAGAGUUUUCUACAGAGCGUGGUUCCAAAAUUUAUUCUGAGAGGAAUCUGCUUUGAUUUCAUAGGAAGAUUUCCAACAAUGUCUUAUACUAAUGGUAUUACAGACUUAGUUGCAGAUGGGCUCAAGACAUUUAAUGUUGCCAUGAGAAGUACUGCUAACGUGUUGAUCAUUCAUGGGGAAAUUGACUCCAUGACACUUUUGAGAAUGUUUCCUGCUAUGUCAGAAUAUGAAGAUAUACCAAUAAAGGCUAAAGGCAAAGUUUGGGUCAUGACAGUUCAGAUGGAUUUCACAUCACUUCCCUAUCAGAGAGAUCAGGACAUAGACUUCCUCCAUGGUACUCUAUCCUUCACAAUUCACUCAAAGGAGGUCUUGAGAUUCCAGGAAUUUGUUCAGAUGAGAAAUCCCAUCUUGGAAAAAGAAGAUGGCUUUAUGAGGAUAUACUGGGAAAAGGCAUUUCAGUGUCAUUUCCCUGACUCUGAGGGAAAUAUGCAGGAUGGCGAUAUUUGCACUGGGGAGGAGAAGCUGGAGACUCUUCCUGGCUCUAUUUUUCCAACAAGCAUGACUGGCCACAGCUAUAGCAUCUACAAUGCAGUCUAUGCUGUGGCACACGCUGUGCAUGCCAUGCAGUCAUCUAAGUUGAAGCACAGAGUGGAUGAAGGGCGGCUGAAGCUUUGGAAUCAACAGAUGUGGAAGCUCAACCACUUUGUUAAAAGCAUCUCAUUUAAUAAUAGUGCUGGGGGGAAAGUUUCCUUCAACCAAAAUGGAGAGUUAGAGUCUGGAUUUGAUAUUAUAAACUGGGUCACAUUUCCAAACCAGUCCUUUCGGAGAGUGAAAGUUGGAAAGAUGGACCCCAUGGCUCCCAAAGAAGAAGUGUUCAGAAUUUGUGAAGAAGCCAUUGUGUGGCCCAGCAGGUUUAACCAGGCCCAGCCUCUUUCUCUUUGUAAUGCCAAUUGUCCUUUGGGUUAUCAAAAAACAAAGAAGGAAGGGAAACCAUUUUGCUGCUAUGAUUGCGUAUUAUGUCCAGAAGGGAAGAUUUCCAACCAGACAGACAUGGAUGAAUGCUUUCAUUGCUCACCGGAUCAUUACCCAAAUGUGGAAAAGGAUUCAUGCGUGGCAAAGGACAUCCAUUUCUUGUCUUAUGGGGAACCCCUGGGGAUCUCUUUGGCCUGCUUUGCUGCUUCCUUGUCCUUCCUUACAGCUUUGGUGCUUUGGAUUUUCAUUAGGCACCGGGACACUCCCAUCGUCAAAGCCAACAACCGCAACCUCUCCUACACUCUCCUUAUCUCCCUCUUGCUUGCUUUCCUUUGUGCUCUUCUAUUCAUCGGUCAACCUAAGAAAGUGACGUGUCUCCUUCGACAAACAGCUUUUGGCAUCAUCUUUUCAGUGGCAGUUUCUUGUGUGUUGACAAAGACAAUCAUUGUGGUCCUUGCUUUCAUGGUCACCAAACCAGGGUCCAGCAUGAGGAAAUGGGUGGGGAAACAACAGGCCACUUCCAUUCUUCUUUCCUGUUCCCUGAUUCAAGCUGCUCUUUGUACUAUGUGGUUGGCAACCUCUCCCCCAUUUCCAGCUUUAGACAUGUAUUCAAUGAGUAAAGAAAUUGUUCUGGAAUGUAACGAAGGGUCAGUCACCAUGUUCUACUGUGUCUUGGGGUUUAUGGGCUUGCUGGCCAUUGUCAGCUUAGCUGUCGCCUUCCUAGCCAGGAAGUUACCCGACAGCUUUAAUGAAGCCAAGUUUAUCACCUUCAGUAUGUUGGUAUUUUGCAGUGUGUGGCUGUCCUUUGUUCCAACUUAUUUAAGCACCAAAGGAAAAUAUAUGGUGGCUGUGGAGAUUUUCUCCAUCUUGUCCUCCAGUGCUGGUUUACUAGGCUGUAUAUUUUCACCAAAAUGUUAUAUUAUUGUGAUGAAGCCAGAGCUGAACAACAAGGACCAGUUAAGAAGACGAAAUCACUGA